Messenger RNA from Malus domestica (apple), 6030 nucleotides. Its product is annotated as trans-Golgi network-localized SYP41-interacting protein 1. The record is from RefSeq and is a predicted model, not a curated record. NCBI's taxonomy places the organism in Eukaryota, Viridiplantae, Streptophyta, Magnoliopsida, Rosales, Rosaceae.
AUAAAAAUUGGAGGGAGACGCCAGAAUAGGGUAACGUGGGAAAAUUACAGUCAGCUCCGCAGUCUGCAGGAUCGGAGAGACACCGCCCGCGGUGGUCUUUAUUCAUCAAAAUCCAACCUUCUCAACUCUACCGGAAUCCACAGGACAAAUUUCUAUGGUUUUGGUGUCAAUUGGCGACAAUUUCAGAGCUCUUGGAUUGAUUUCUAGGGAUACAGGGAUUAAAUAAUCCGGUUGGGUUGGGUUUCGGAUCCGGGCCUUGUGGCGGAGGAGGAGGGAUUGGUUUAUGCGUGCCAUUCCGAUGUCUGAGAAACCUGGCUUGAAGCAGGUUCUGGAGGACUCGAAAGCUGAGGCGGAGGGAGAUCAACAGAUUCGAGGCAGUCCAAUUGCGAAUGGGUUGGCCAAGGAUUCGAAUGCAAUUCGAGACGACGUCGCCGAGCCGGUGAAUCAGGAAUUAGGGUCAGCGUGGCCGGUGGCGGAAUCGGUGGCAGACGGUGAUAACCAGGUGGCGGAAGAUAAAGGCAAAGUGACGGAGGACUCGGGGAAAGAGGAGUUUGUGGAUUGCUCGGAGGAUUACGCAAUGGAUGAGUUGGACCGCCUGCGGCUUUUGCUGGAUACUACUGUUGGCGAGAAGGAAAGUUUGGCACGCCAAUUCGAGGAAGAAAGAGAGGCUUUUGCUAGAGAAAUUGCCAGUCUUCGGUUUCAGCUGAAUGCUCUUACUGAUCAACAGCCAUCGAUUGGCGAAAGCGGUAAUUUUUAUCAUGACAAAGAAAGUAGGGAAGAUGAUAAAGGUACGGAUACCUGGUGGCGUGAGUUGAUAACUGAAUGCUCUGGACUUGUUAAAACGGCUUUGGAGAAACGGUUGCAGACUGAGGCCGCGGUGAGAGAACUUGAUGGAGUUGUGUUUAAGAAGGAUCAAGAGAUUGAGGAACUCAAUGCCAAGGUCAAUGAGUUUUCGGUAUUGAAUGAUGUUGUUGCAAUUUUUUUGAAUUCUGCUCAGAGGUCUGUGGAAAUGUCAUCUGAGGCUCAGAUUGAGAAGGAUACAUACAUUGAAGUUGUGACAAACAGGAUGCUGGCUUCCCUUGGGGGAGUCGUUGAUCAACAAGAAAUGUUGGAUGGUUCUGUCGGUGGAAAAUUAGUACAUGUUGAGCAAGGCACUUCUAUGCUAAUUGAGAAGUUCACCAGGAUGCUUUCUGAAAUUGAACAACUUAGACAGUGCUUGCCGGAAGCCAGGUCAGAUCUUAAUUCACAGGAACUAGGAGGGGUUUUUACUGCUGCCUGUGAUGAGUUACUUGAGCUCAAAAGAAAGGAAUCAGAGUUUGUCAAAAGAUUGAGCCAUCUAGAAGAUGAAAAUAGGAAAGUGAUAGAAGAACUUGAAAAUCAAAAAGGGAUAGUUGAGGCGGUGAAUGCUGAUCUAGGACAAACAAAAAUGGAACUGGAGCAGGAGAAGCAUAGGUGCUCUAAUACCAGAGAGAAGCUUGCUAUGGCCGUGACAAAAGGGAAGGCAUUGGUGCAGCAACGGGACUCAUUGAAGCAGUCCAUUGCUGAAAAAACGAGUGAGCUUGAGAAGUGUUUGAUUGAAUUGCAAGAGAAGUCAAGCGCAAUUGAAGCUGCUGAGUUAACCAAGGAGGAAUUGAUUAGGAGCGAAAAUUCGAUUGCAUCCUUGCAAGAAAUAGUAUCCCAGAAGAAUGUAAUCAUUGAAAGUUUGGAGGAGAUUAUGUCUCAGACCGGUGUACCUGAAGAACUUCAAUCUAUGGAUAUUCUAGAGAAACUUCGAUGGCUUUCGGAUGAAAAUGAUAAACUCAAGGGAAUUUCCCUUGAAUUCAAAAACUUGAGAGAUGCUAUGCAUGCAAUUGAUCUACCAGAAGUUAUUUCAUCUUCUGACUUAGAGUCUCAAGUAAAUUGGCUUAGGGAAUCGUUUUCUCAGGCCAAAGAGGAAGUGCUUAUGUUGCGCGAUGAAAUUACUGCAACUAAGGAAGUGGCACGUAAAAAUAUCGACCACUUAACUGAUUCACUUUCAGCUGAGUUGCAGGCAAAGGAAUAUCUCCAAGCAGAGCUGGACAAUCGGACAUCCGAAUACCAAGAGAUUGUCAAGAAAGAGCAACAGGUGUCUUUAGAGAAGGCUGAUAUGGCAAAAGAGGAAGUACUUGUGUUGUGUGAUGAAAUUACUGCAACCAAGGAAGUGGCGCGUAAAAAUAUUGAAGACUUAACUGCUUCACUUUCAGCUGAAUUGCAGGCAAAGGAAUAUCUCCAAGCAGAGCUGGAUAAUCUGACAUCUGAAUACCAAGAGAUUGUCAAGAAAGAGCAACAGGUGUCUUCAGAGAAGGCUGAUAUGGUCAGAAUGUUACUCGAUGUCUCAGGAGUUGUAGUGGACAAUGAAGAGGUCUAUCAACCUUCGUCAGACCCUGCCUUGCUUGUUGACAGAUGCAUUGGGAAGAUAAAAGAAGAGAGUAAUGCCUCAUUUGAUUCUCCAAAGGUUGAUGCUGAGUUGUUUGAAACCAUUCAAAGCCACCUGUAUGUAAGGGAUCAGAAAUUGAUGCUGUGUGAGACUUUACUGGAACAGGAGACACUGGUGAGGUCAGAGGUGAAUAACCUGUCAAAUGAGUUGCGGGCUGUAUCUCAAAAACUUGCAGCAUUGGAAGAGGAAAAAGGGACCCUGCAGAGAGAUUUUGAACGAUCAGAGGAGAAAAAUACUGUGCUAAGGGAGAAGUUAUCCAUGGCAGUCAAGAAAGGUAAGGGACUGGUUCAAGACCGGGAAAACUUGAAACAUCUUUUGGAUGAAAAGAAAUCAGAAAUUGAGAAGUUACAGCUUGAGUUACAGCAGGAACAGUUGGCACUUGCUGAAUGCAGGGACAAGAUAAGUAGUUUGUCUGCUGAUGUAGACCGCAUCCCAAAGUUAGAUGCUGAUCUAAUUGCUAUGAAGGAACAACGGGAUCAACUUGAACAGUUCUUAGUGGAGAGUAAUAACAUGUUACAGAGAGUAAUUGAAUGUAUUGAUGGCAUUGCUCUUCCUGUCGAUUCAAUUUUUGAAGAGCCUGUGGGGAAGGUGAAUUUCAUUGCAGGAUACAUAAGUGAAUGUCAGGAUGCCAAGGAAAAUGCAGAGCAUGAGUUGAGUAAAGUAAAAGAGGAAGUCAAUAAUCUGGCUGGUAAGUUAGCAGAAGCUCACUCAACUUUAAAGUCUCUGGAAAAUGAAUUGUCGGUUGCAGAGAGUGAUAUUUCUCUACUUGCUGAACAAAAGAGGGAAAUGGAAUUGGGUAAGACCAAUGUUGAAAAAGAGUUAGAGAAAGCAAUUGAGGAAGCUAUGUCUCAAGCUAGCAAGUACGAUGAAGUUUGUGCAUCCAAAAAGUCACUGGAAGAGGCGUUAUCAAUUGCAGAAAAUAGUAUAUCUGUGCUUGUUAGUGAAAAAGAAGGAGCUUUAGUUGGUAGAGCUUCUGCAGAGACAGAGCUAGAGAAAGUGAAAGAGGAAGUUGAUACUCAGACUAGCAAACUAACAGAGGCCAAUAAGGCCAUAAAGUUACUCAAAGAUUCCCUAUCACUGGUACAGACCAAUGUUUCUUUGCUUACCGAACAAAACAAUGAAGUUCACAUUGGUAGGACCAAUUUAGAGGUGGAACUAAAGAAACUGCAAGAGGAAGCUAGGAUCCACGUUAACAAGCUAGCAGAUGCCAAGGCAACCAUAAAAUCACUGGAAGAUGCAUUGCUGAAGGCUGAGAAUGAUAUUUCUGUCCUUCAAGGUGAAAAGAAAAAUGCUGAAGACGAAAUAUUGACACUUAAUUCCAAGUUAAAUACACAAGACGAAGAGUUGUCUGGAACUAAUGGCAGCACAGAAAGCAGGUCCAUAGAGCUAAGUAGCCACCUUCAUAAUCUUCACCUGCUAAUGAAGGAUGAUACUCUGUUGGCCACUAUGAAAAGAUGUUUCGAGAAGAAAUUUGAGAGCCUGAAAGAUAUGGACCUCAUUCUUAGAAAUAUAAAGGACCAUUGUGUUUUCAUGAAUUCAGAAGAGCUGAAAAGACAUCAAGUGUUGGAGGAAGAUUCAUAUGUGACAAAGUCUUUCUCAGAUGGCAUUGACACUAUAUCCAGUGUGGAAAAGGUUACUGGUGAGGCCAGUGUUGCAGAUGCUGAUAUGUCUUCAUGUUUGAAGCGGACUGUGGAAAGGUUCCAGAUGCGAGAAGAUGUUCUUGCAGAAAUUUUUGAAUGUUUAUCUUCUUCUGUAGAUGGGUUUAUUGCAAAUCUGUUGAGAAAUCUACAGGCAGUAAGGGAUGAAGUAAUAGCUAGGUUCGAGAACAUGGAGUCUGUCAAACAACAAGCAACUAAUCUGGAAAUAUGUAAACAGGAACAGGGGAAUACAAUAGCCAUAUUAGAAAAUGAUCUUAAGUCUCUACUUUCUGCUUGUACCGCUGCUAUCGGAGAACUUCAAUUUGGAGUCGAGAACAAUUUACUUGAACUGAGCUCUGUUCCUGAGCUUGAAAAAUUGAAACAUAAUUUGCCCCGGGAAACAGUAAUCAGUGGAGAGACCACAGAAGCAGAUGAGCAAGGUCUACAGGACAGCAAAUAUGGAAAAACCGCAGAAAUGUUGUACGUUUCUAUUAGAAAAGUUAAAGCUUUGAUUAAACAGUUUGAGAGAACAAGUAAAGUGGCAGCCUCUACAAUUGAAGAUCUGCAGUGUAAACUGACAGAAGCUAGGACGAUUUCUAAGAAAGCCAUUGAAGAAAGGGAUCUAGGACAAAAUAGGAUUUCCAAGUUGGAUGCUGAUGUAGAAGCAUUACAGAAUUCGUGCAGUAAGCUGACACUUAGACUAGAGGAUUAUCAAUCCCAAGAAGAUAAGUUUAAUGAAAAAGAGGUGGAAGUUUUAUCACUGUGCAAUGCUAUGUCGAUGAAAGAACAAGAGGCUGAAGACUCACUCCUGUCAGCAUCUGAAGUCAAAACUCUCUUUGACAAGAUUGGCAGGAUUGAAAUCCCAGAGUCACAUGGAGGAGACUUGGAGCCCCACAAUUCAGCUCAUGUGAAGAAGCUCUUUUACGUUAUUGAUAAUAUUACUGACCUUCAGCAUCGGAUAAACUUAUUGUCUUAUGAAAAUGAAGAGCUGCAGUCAACUCUUGGGACUAGGAAUCUCGAAAUUGAACAAUUGAAGGAGGAGGCUGAAAGUUAUGAUAGAGAUAGACAAGAUAGAGAGAAGAUGAAAAAUGAAUUGUCUGUGCUUAUAUAUAGUUUGGAAAAAAUUAUAGAUAUGUCAGGAGGUAGUGAUUUAGUUGUAGACCAGAAAUCUUCUGGUGUGACUGGACUUCUAUCAGUAUUGGAGAAGCAGGUUAGGGCUUUACAAUUGGAGUCUGAAAGUUCAAAAUCAAAAGCCCAGGAACUUGGUACUAAGUUGGGCGAGAGCCAAAGGGUUGUGGAGGGAUUAUCGACCAAGGUUAAUUCACUUCAAGGGCGGGCUGCUCAGCCAGUGAUUGUCCAGGAAAGGAGUAUCUUUGAAGCACCUACUACUGGUUCAGAGAUAUCUGAAAUUGAAGAUGGGGGAUCACAUGGAAAGAACGCAAUAUCUCCUGUCCAAUCAGCGGCUCAUGUGCGAACUAUGAGGAAGGGUUCAACUGAACAUCUCGCAAUUGAAAUUGGUUCUGAAUCUACUCGUCUGGUCAACAAUGAAGAAACUGAUGAGGACAAAGGUCAUGUAUUCAAAUCUCUCAAUGCAUCUGGUCUCGUACCAAGACAAGGAAAGUUGAUUGCAGAUCGAAUCGAUGGAAUUUGGGUAUCUGGCGGUCGGGUUUUGAUGAGUCGCCCGAAGGCAAGGCUCGGACUGAUCGCCUACUCUCUCCUCUUGCAUCUGUGGCUGCUAGGAACCAUUUUGUAACCAAGUCUGAUUGUUCCUCAUUAGGGUGUGCAAGCAAAUUGUAUCAUACACAUUUUGUCAUUUCUUUUACCUCAUUCUUUUUCUUUCAUAUUUGUAUAUAUGUCCCAUCCCCAAAUUCAAAUUCUCUGCAAUCACAUUUUUAGGUUGCAGAAAAUCAAAAAUCCGAUGGAAAUUUUUCCACCUCA